Molecule: messenger RNA, 9700 nt
Organism: Phasianus colchicus (ring-necked pheasant)
Lineage: Eukaryota; Metazoa; Chordata; Aves; Galliformes; Phasianidae
Source: RefSeq, a predicted model, not a curated record
CAGGGGGUUGGAACUAAAUGAUCAUUGUGGUCCAUUGCAACCCAGGCCAUCCUAUGAUUCUGUGAUUCUAAAAUUAAUAAUGUGAGCAUUUUCACAAUUAUGUACAACCUCCUGUGACCGUUUCUCUUUGUUCUCUCCUUGAUUCGUACUUUUUCCUCUAAUCAGUGCUGCUAAGGCUAUUUCUGUGCUUGUAGGAUUAAAUUCAUUUAAUGGAAUGCAGAAAGUUUAUUAUCUCUGUUUGCUUGGUUUUGUUCUCUUCAUAGAAUUUGUUGUGGCAGUGCUGUUAUCUUUUUUUUUUUUUUCCUCUGUCUGCUUUCUCAAUGUAUUUUUCUCUGUGCUACAAAUACCAAAUUGAGGAGACGAGGAGCUUUAUUCUUGCUGUGCUUUGUUUGGAAACAAGACGUAGCGAUUUAAAACCAUGAAAUAAUUCUCUUGGCAGUUUACAUCUCAUCUCUGCAUUUUAGCUUAGCCUCUGGUGCUCUGUAUUCCCUUCCUGUGUGGUUGGUGAGAUGCUAUCCUCUUUGCCCCCAAAAUGCCUUUAUGGGAAUGCUGGAAAAACACCUCAUCUUACUGCUUCAGUACAGUAACAAAACCAAGUACAGGAAUGUGUUUCCUUUAGGAAUUCUGUGUGCCUGAUGGGAUUGCUGUGCUUCACCUCUGUUCUUAGAUCAUUUGGCAGAUCCAUCUUCUGUUGUGAAGUGGUGCCAAUGAGGAGAGGUCUCCAAAGGCAUUUCGCAUUAGUGAAGUGCAGCACACUGAUGUGCUCUGCUCAGCCAACACAAAAAACAAACUUUGUUUUAAAAUGCUGAGCACAUGUGAUGUUGCAUGCAUGAAUUGCUUUCCACUAUCCAGGGCUUCAGGUUUAUUCUUAAUUUGUUCUUAAACUGUUGAUAGUCAUGAAAAUAAAGGGAGGGUCUGUUCGCAUUGUUUGUAGUAGAAAAGAGCAGCGCAAGAUUUCAUCUACUGCUGUUCAGAUCCCUUGCUAUUUCUGGUAUUUGACCUCUGCAGAGAAGAUUGCCAAAUCUGCAGGUCAUUUUCUUUUUUUGUUACGUGUUUCUCUUCUCUUACAAGUUCCUCUCAUGCACUGACCAAGUCUUUGAGGCAAAGAUCUGUUUCUUCCACACUUUCUUUGGUAUUUUUUCACAGGUGAUUUUACUUCGCUGUACGUUGCAGAGCUAAUCUUCCCUUUUGGAAUUGAGAACUACGUGAUUUGGCAAACGUGCACAAUGAGAAGGAGAUGGAAUAACUUACAAAUUGCUGGUUUAUGUUUUGAGAAGCUUUCUGCAGUGGAGAGGACUCAUGAGCCUGCUGGCUUGAGUUUAGGCUGUGAGGUUUGGAGUAAUACACAAAGAGCAGAGCGGUAUGUGCUCAGGCAAAAUGCAACAUUUAGUUUGUGCUCGUAGGUGCUUACCUUUCAUUUCUCUGUCAAUGGAAAGGCUGCUUUGGGCACCUCUGACUGCUUCUGGUCUUGCUAUAUGUUUGUUUCCACGCUCCACUAGAGAGAAAUACAUAACCACAGCAUCUGUAAACCUCUUCCUUUUUGGCAUUCCUGUCCCUUCAUGCCUUCUGUUUUAAAAACCAAGCUUAUUUCUUUUUAAAGGAGCUUUGUGGGCAUCCUGGAGGUCAAAAUAUUAUAGGUUGUUUCAGUUGACUGUAUUUAUUUUCAAGUUGACUGUAUUUAUUAUCAAGACGCAGAGAAGUUUACCAUAAUGGUAUGCUGCAAUAUCAAAGAGAUGCUCCAAGGUUACAGAGAACUGUAAAUGCAGAGCAGAGAUCAAGCAGCUGUAGUUUGGAGGAUCACGUGGAGUAGGGCUGAUUUGUAACAGGUGGCUUCGCCUUGGUGAGGAUGGUGUUGCGAGAUGCACUUCCAUGCUAAGAGCAGCAGUUGCUGAAGACGAAAGUGAGUGGUGGUAGCUGACAUUUGGGCCAGAUGCUUCUGUGUAAUCCAGGCUGUGGUGUUUCCUAUCAUGCUAACAUCACCUGCGUUUUGUCUGUGUUUAUAGAAUGAAUCAGAGGAGGGUUGGAAGGGACCUCAAGGAUCAUCAAGCUCCAACCUCCCUGCCACAGGUAGGGCAAACCUCCACAUUCAAUACUAGACCAGUGUUGAGACUGCAUUCCAUAGAUCCUUGGGCUACUGUGAGUUGGAACAGAGGAAGAUCCUGAGUUCUACUAACGACUGCAUAUCCUAAAGAAAAGAGGUAGCAGCAGCCAAACCCUCUUCUCUUCCCAAGGGAUCUCUGUCACUUCUUCAGAGGCAGUUCCAGAGCAAGCUCCCUUCCCCCCACCAGACUGAUGUCAGGUACUCGCAGGCAGGUUUCCACACUGAUCACUGUGACAGGCUCCUGUGCCAUGUCCAAAGCAUUCAAAGCAACUUACUUGGCACGGGGGUUCCUGGUAGCCAUAACAAAGUGGAUGCCUGGGUUGUCAAAGUUGAGCAGUGCAGAGCGGCAUGUGCUUUCGAGGUGGCAGCGGUCCAAUGCUUAGUGAUCUUCUAUUGUGUUUGGAAGACCAUUGUUUCCUAUUUGUCCCAUAAAUUUAACACAGAUCCUAUUCCUGCCAUUUAAACUUUCCCAUCAAAGUACAACAGUGACUUCCCCUCCUGAAAAGGAAGGGCUGGCAGCUACACCCUGACGCUCGAGCACAAAUUGUUUAUAUAACCUUCAAUCACAAUUUCAUAAUAGCCUGAAGGCUGUCUUACUGGGGCAGAUAUUUUACUGAGUUUUUAGCAAAAACCCUGCUGCCAUCAAACGUAGUAUUGCAGCUCCUUAACUGCUGCUGGGAAAUAGAAGCAAAGGCUGUACGCUGCACCUUCCUGAUGAUAUAUGUUGCACAUCUAUCUGGAAAAUAUGCAGUGUUUUCUGCUAGUGUAAAACAGCUCCACCUGUAUCAUUUGGGAGUGAAAGCUGAGGCACUAUCUUGGGCUCCUUUUACUUCCCAGAGAGUAUUAUUAAAUCUGAAUGAAGCGUGUUUUUGCAGUCUCUACCUUUUCACAGCUGGUGAUUUUUCAGAAAUGAAGUUCAGCAAACCUGGCUAAAAUUGGGUCUUAGCCUUGUGCUAAGCGUUCAACAACUGUCUGCUUUUAUAUUGGUUCUACUGAAGUCUUGUCCCAUUUGAGUAUGUAAGAAGCAGGCUGUGUGGGUAGGGCUGUACACAGUGCCAGAAAACAUGUUGAAAUUCUUCUCUUUGGAGGGGAAAGGAGUUUCCACAGGAUGUCUGCAUUUUAUGGCAAAAAUUACUUGUAGAUGUAUUCUGAAAGGUUGCUUUGAUGUAGAUGAUUAACCUGGGACCUCACUGUCAGGAUAUUACCAGGUUGGAUAGCUUAGAUUAUCUGUGACUUGAGAAUUAAGCUUGUAUAAGUGUAUCUACUUAAGCUGUUUUUUAAGAAUUUGCUUGUUUAUCACGUGGUGCGUUGGGAAGGCAAGGCAAGGCCUUGAAACUACCAACAACACCAUUUUAAAAACAAGCAGAAUGCAGUUUUGUCAUAGCAACUUUUCCUUUGUUGCUGGCCUCCUGUGGAACAUUAAAAUAAUGAGCCAAAACCAACGAGCACGCAGCACUUUGCUCAUUUCAUCCCCUUCCCAAAAUCCAGCCUGAGGAAUUAGGAGAAAAAAUCAGUGGGGCAGCUGGGAAAGCAUGAUGGUAUUUUCCUGCAUUUUGGGCCUGCCUGAUUUUUCUUUGGUUUCUAUUUGGAUAUUUCCAGAAAGAAUCCUUCCAUGUGUGUGGUUACUGGGAUUGGGCACUGGCCUACUUUGUAUGGAAAUAAGUCGAUUUUUGGAGUACUGCUUUACCUUAACUGAAACAUCCAUAAUAGAAUCAUAGAAUCACAAAGUUGGAAAAGACCUACAAGAUCAUCUAGUCCAACUGUCCUGCCACUACCCUUGCUACCACAAGCCACUAAACCAUAUCUCAUAGCUAAAGUCUCAUAAGAGUGAGGAGAGCUGACCUCCAUGGGAACUGCUGUGAUUCCCCCAAAAUUGAUUUUAUAACACAGAAGAGAAAUAUAAUUGAGCCUGUAAUUGAGAGAGAAAUUGUCCACGUGGAUGAUUGUGCUUCCUUUCUAUAUCCCAACUACAUUUUAUUUGUUGAAAAGUGAUCCAAGUUCAUGAACUGACCAAAACCACCUGUUGAUUUUGAUGGUAAACAUCUCCUUCAAAUUUAAAUAUCCAUGUGUAUCACUGAAAUACUGUGGGUUUCUAGAAUAAUUCAAUAAUGCCAGAGAAAAAUUGCCUCAGAAGGAAGGGCUUUUUUUUCCCAGUUGCAAUAAGAACCAGGGCUGUGUAUUUUUUAGGAGCCUCAGGAAAGGCUUUGGUUCUUAGGAGAACUGUUGAAAAUGCUUAAUUCUCCCAGAUUGUGGUGCUGUCCUCAUGCCUGUUUAAGUAGCCUGUGGUGUGCUGAAUGGGUGCUUCCAUAUGUCUCUGAGCACCAGAACAGCUGCAAAGUGUAACUCAUUUGUCCCUUUCAGGCUGUAGUUCUACUUCAUUUUUUGUCUUGCCUAUGCAGAAGUUGGGCCAAGAAGUCUCCUGCAGCUGUACUGAUGCAACUGUUUGUGGGCUGUGACUGCAAGCAGCCUUUUAGAGCAGAAGUUAUUCCUCAGACUCCUGAUAGCUUCAAGAACAGCAUUUGAGAUGUCUGCAAUUGAGAAGAUUGAGGAGCAGUUUGCCAGCCUGCGCAUAGCAAAGCGCUCUGUGCUAAGUGAGGAACCUGCUUACCUGCUGGAUAUAGACAUCUCUGGAUCUGCUCAGUCUGAGAGCAGUCGCUUUGUGGCAGUUUCAUGUUCCAAUAAAUCAAUUAGGGUCUAUAACAGAGAAACACUGAACUUCCUGCGGGAGUACAGUAGCUGUCCUGGGACACUCAACGGUGUCAGAUUUGCACAUGUGUGUGACAGCUUGGUGUUUUCUGCAUGCAGUGAUGGUACAGUGAAAUGUUGGGAUAUUCGUUUAGCAACUCAGAAAGCUGCGCAGGUAUUUAGUGGCUAUCCUUCCAAUGUGUUUAUCAGUUUUGAUAUCAAUUGCAGUGAUCUCAUGAUUUGUGCUGGAACAGAAAAAGUAGAAACUGAUACAUUCCUGGUGUUUUGGGAUGCGAGAGGCAGCACAGACUGUGCCAGCACAAUUAGGCAACCUUUGGGAGUGUACUCUGAAAGUCACAAUGAUGAUGUCACUAAGAUUUGUUUUCAUCCUGUCAAACCCAGUUUGGUCGUUUCUGGGUCGACUGAUGGUUUGGUUAAUGUGUUUGACAUUAACAAGGACAAUGAAGACGAUGCUUUGAUAUCAACCUGUAAUUCAGAUUCAUCAGUAAGUUUUAUUGGCUGGUCUGGGAAAGGUUACGAACAGAUCUACUGCACGACCCACGAUGAGGGAUUUUAUUGGUGGGACCUUGCUCAGUUAGAUACUGAAGAACCAAUAAUGCUGUUGCGCAUUCUGGAUGCCAGAGAUUCAGUCUGCAUUGAAAAUGGCAGCUUAAAUUAUCUGGUAGGAGGCGUGUACCAUGAAAAGGCAGACAGGCUCUUUCUGAUCGGAGGAACAGCAACAGGAGACGUUCACCUGAUAAGCUGCAGCGCUGCUGGGCUGAGCCUGGUGGGUGCCCUUCCAGGGGGACACUCUGCCACCGUUCGCUCUUUCUGCUGGAACCUGGCAGAGGAGUCGCUGUUGACAGGAGGGGAGGAUGCCCAGCUGUUGUUGUGGAAGCCUGGAGCUGUGGAACGCUCCCUGGCAAAGAAGAUGUCCAUGAAGAUUGCUUCUUCUGUGCAGAAGAGAGUGAGAGUUCACAACAGUUCCCUCAAAAGCAGGAAAAAAUAAAAUUCUGGGAAUGGGAGCCUGCUCCGUAGAGGUCUUUCUGUUUGUUUUAUCCUUCCAGGCAGUACUUGGCUGCUGCUUUAUUUGGAGGUGUUCUGUGGAAAGAACUGCAAUACAUGAAUUCUGUUUGGGAACUUGCAUCAGUCAUCAGAGGAGUGCUUUUUUUUUUUUAAGUUGCUAAUAUUAAUCUGAAAAGAGUAAAUGUUUGCUCACUGGUUCAUGAAAAAUACAUCUUCAAUCUGUUUUUAUAAAAAUACUUUUUAUGGUGGUUUGGUGUCUCAGCCAACAUUUUAAUGCAUAAUAUAGGCCUGUGACUUGCAUAAUUUGUUACUUUCCCAGUGAAAUUCCCUGUCAUGUUUUAAAAGCUUUUGUAUUUCAAGCUGUGUUUUUCUUUCUUUACAGAGAACUUAAUGAAAUUGCUCAAUAUAUUAAAAAAUUUUACAUCGCUUCUUAAUGCUUGAGGGAAUUACUUCUUAAUGAAACAGAAAAUAAGUACUCUUUUUGCAUUGUCAUAUUGCUGGUUUAUAACAAGCUUGUAAAGCAGCAUUUGAUAGAGUCAUAUUUUUUUAUAGUGAAGAUAUGAAUGUAUUCAACCAGAUGGGAAUGCACUACUCUGCACAGCUGAUUUUUUGACUGGAUGAGAAGUGUUGGAACUGGUGUUACUUAGGGUGUGUUUGCUUUGUGAAAAUACCCGAGAAUCUUCCAGGCAGCUUCAUUCUUUGAUGGUAGAAGCAUCUCAGGGGGUGCACCUGGAAGAUGGGAGAUGGUCAGGGAGUUAAAGAAAUUAAUAGAUGCAAUGACAGCAGUUGUGCUUGGAGUUCCCAGACCUGCGUUUGAAAUAAGCUGCUAUCACACGCUGAGGGGGGGAUGUUAAAAAAACAAAACCAGUCUUCUGAGAAUGUGUUUACUGAAUAACAGGCCGAUGUGAGAAGGCUUUAAGAAAACCUCUUAGAAGUUCGUGUGUGUCUUUUAAGAAAUGGUCUUUGCAGAGACGUGCUUAUGUGCAGACAUCUCUCAAUGAUUGCAUUGUUUUAGUGUUCCAUCAAACAGCUAUUAAGUGCUGCAAAAAUUGCCUUGUUCUGAAACACUUGAAUUUUUAUGCUUAUUCUGCUCCGCUGGCAGACUCCAAUCUGUGCAUCUGGCUCUGCACACACAAUUACCUCCAGCCUUCGGAGUACCAUUGCAGUCAAAUGUUGGUUGGUAAUUACACUGUACUUAACAUAUGUGAACUACAACUGGAAGCAGCAAAAGAGUAUUUAAGGAUUGUGAUGUUAUUGAACAGCUGGCUAAAGAAUUCAGAGGUUUUCUAUGUGAGCACAGAUUGGUAAUUCUUUCAAAACAAGUUAGGAAUGUCAGCUUUAGAGGUUCAGCUCGGAGUUUAAAAACUGUUUCUGAAAUGCAGAGGGUUCCUCAAGUUGUGGUUAUGGCUGUGCCAAAGGUGCCUUCAUCAUCUCUGGAAGUGAAUCCCAUUCAAACAAGUACCAAGGAUCCACGUGGUGUGUUUUACAAACUGGUGUCUUUCAGCCACAGCUGUGCAUCCACAGUAGUGCUGGGUCUGCCUGUUGAUAACUUCACUGUGAUUCACUUGCUUCUGUUCCUGCUGGUUAUUUACUGCUGCAGCUUCCAUUUAAAAGUCACUUUAAACUUCUUUUAAAAGUGGUGUUAAAUUCAAAUUGCACCCAAAAUCCUUAUAAAUGGAAGGUCACAAAAGUCAUCCGUUGCUUUUUAAAUGACUUCAUGCAAUUUUGAGACAGCUUAGGCAGUCUGUGGCUGGGACACAUCUACACCUCGUGCCCUUUCAGCUCUUUUGUCCUCCCAGGUCACAAGUCAUCACUUGGGACUGUGGAACUGAGUUCUGUGACUGAGUGGACCAAAAGGUUUGGAGCCCUCUGGCCAGUCAGGCCAUUGGGCUGAGUUGCUUUACCCUUCUCCUCAUAUCUCAACAUGCUCAGUGGAAUAAGCUCGUUGGCUAACACUUCAUUUCUUGAAUAAAUGGUGGGUGUGCUUUAUGGAAAUGCACAGUGAGGGAGCUUUUGGUUGCCUCCUCUUUCUUUAAAGUGUCUUUUGGGGAAGACCCUAUGUGUGUUUUGCCAACCAUCUCUCCACUAAAGCAGCAGAGAUAGGAGUUCUGGUAGCAGUGUUUGAACUAUGCAGCCUGUAUCUGUUUUUCUGUAUUAAACUGAUCCAUAACAAAGUACCACCCAUCCCAGCUCCAGCCAUGCCUUCCCCAACCUUGGUUUUUACACACAAUGUUUUCCCAUUCCCACAGCUGUUUGCAUUUUCCUCAGCUGUCAGGAGACUCAUGCUUGUGUUGCCCCUGAAAAUGCUGCAUGCUUUUUAGUUUCGUGUUGACUUAAUUUCAGAUUAAUGUUCAUAAAAUAAACAUGGUGGAAACCACAUGUUAACAACUAAUUAAUGCUGUGUGCUUCUGUAAACUGAAAUUUUCAUAGACCACAGAGAACGGACAUAACAUGGAACUAAAGAAAUAACAGACCUGAGUGAGGUUGACUUGGCUGACUGUAUUCCAUUUGUUAGCUUAGUUUGGAAGUCUCUGAGUUGCCCUCGGUGUUGUUAAGAAGCAUAUUUGACCUGUAUGGCACUCAUAUAAUUGCAACUGCAAGUUGCAGGCAGUCAGAAAUCUUCAUUGUGUUAACUGCUUCACCCCAAGGGAAGCUCUAAUUGUGGAAGCAAUAUCAGAUUUUUUUCCAGUAAAUGAAAAUUAAAAAUCCAGAUAGAUUACCUAAGUGCAGAAAAGUGUGCAUCUUUAUUCAGAGAUGAGAAUAAACCUAGAAUGUCAUAUUUGAAGCAACAGGAGAAUAUUAUUUAGUGAACACAUGAAAGAAAACAGAUUUACUCAUAGUCAGCACUUUUCUAAUCGUCCCCUUUGUUUCUUUUCUCUGCAGGUUAAAUCCAGCACAUGCAUACUGCCCUCUAUGGCUGGGGCUGCUCCCUCUGCCUAUCUUCAGAGAUGGAUCCCAUAUCAAGGGGGGCAUUUCACAGAAUCACAGAAUGGCCAGGGUUGGAAGGGACCUCAAGGAUCAUGAAUCUCCAACCUAUUUCAGCUGGGGGUAGGAUUUCCCCCUGCUUUGGGGGAGCAGCAGGAAUUAUUUGACCAAUCUAAAUAAAGCUAAUACGUGGUGAGGGCAGGUGAGCAGAGGAAGUAGUGCUUUGAUAUGUUUCUGGAACGGGGUGAAUCCUGUCCCUUUCCUCUCUGAGCAUUCCUGCCCUGGUGUAGGCUGAUGGGCUGCUACUAACUGAUGAAUGGGUGAAGACAGGCAGGCAGACCCCCCCCACCCUUUGGUCAGGGCUGUCUGUGAGGCUCUUUGGCUCCCUUUGGUGCAAGUAUAACAGCUUGCUUUUGCUUUUGAGCUUGAUGGAAGCAGGAUAGGGCCUUCACUAAAUUAUGCAAAAUAUAAACACCCUUCAAGCAUAAAGGCCAGUUCCUGUUUGUCUGUGGGAUGAACAAUUCAGCAGUGAAGCGUGCAGGAGAGGCAGAAGCUGUCUGCUCACAGGGGUUGGGUUUUCUUCCCUAACUUGUGGCAGUGAGGAGAGCCACGGGUCGAGCCAGUACUGCAGCCUGUGCCAUGCAGGCACCACUGGGUUUCCUGGGAUGUGGAAAAAGGAGAAAGUGAGUGUGGUGAUGCCAAUCUUUUUAUGGGAAUGCAUUAAGUUUUCAGUUCAAUAUCAACCUUACCCUCUCAUGUUUGGGAUAAAGAUUUGAUGCUGCUAAAAAUUCUAUAAAGGUGAUGUUGGAACAGCCUUCUGCCAUAUGAAGUCAGAACUGGUAAUAAGAAAUGCGAGGAGGAAUUUGAGACAGUUCUGUGUGCUAAUUUAAAUCAUUUGAGGAGGUUAAAUAUUUAAUAAAUGUUACAACAAACAAAACCCAACCACAGUUUCAGUAGAUCACC